Syzygium oleosum is the source of this 1885-nucleotide messenger RNA. RefSeq names its product protein DETOXIFICATION 21-like. The record is from RefSeq and is a predicted model, not a curated record. The transcript has 9 exons. Gene Ontology annotation, molecular function: xenobiotic transmembrane transporter activity; antiporter activity. The coding region runs from base 202 to 1683 and encodes 493 amino acids. Gene Ontology annotation, cellular component: membrane. Lineage: Eukaryota; Viridiplantae; Streptophyta; Magnoliopsida; Myrtales; Myrtaceae. Gene Ontology annotation, biological process: xenobiotic detoxification by transmembrane export across the plasma membrane.
CAAGAACACUGCUUGCAGUUAUCGAGGCGUAGCUGAACAAAAGUAGGAAAGCCAUCGAUCCUCUGCUUCACCAUACCAAAUUUUAGUCAUGAUUGGUCGAUAUAUUGAGCUGGUCAUGUUUGCCCCUAUAUUUGCACAGCUGAUAGAAGUAGGAGAAGUUGUCUUGGGCAUAUAAGGUGAACAUAGAUCUAAUUACUAGCCAUGGCAAUGGAGGGAGAGGCAAACGAGAAGCUGCUGAAAAAAUUGGCAGCAGUGGAAGUCGGUGAUGGUGGUGAGGAUGAGCCACUGAAGGACAGGAUAUGGAGUGAGACCAAGAAGAUGUGGAUUGUCGCGGCGCCUGCAAUAUUCACCAGAUUCUCCACCUUUGGGAUUUAUGUCAUCAGCCAAGCUUUUAUCGGCCAUAUCGGGUCCACCGAAUUGGCUGCCUAUUCUCUCGUCUUCACUGUCCUAGUGAGAUUCGCAAACGGCAUCCUGCUCGGUAUGGCAAGUGCGCUAGAGACGCUAUGUGGCCAGGCCUAUGGCGCGAAACAAUACCACAUGCUCGGAGUGUACCUCCAGAGAUCAUGGAUUGUCCUAACAAUCUGCUCCAUCUUUCUAGUUCCCCUUUUCAUCUUCACUGCGCCACUUUUAAGGGCCUUAGGCCAGGAAGAUAAAAUUGCGGAGGUCGCUGGAGACAUCUCACUCUGGUUGAUCCCAGUCCUCUUUGCCUUCGUCGUAUCUUUCACCUGCCAAAUGUUUCUCCAAGCGCAGAGUAAGAACAUGAUCAUUGCAUACGUAGCGGCAUUCUCGGCAGUGGUUCAUCUGUGCCUUUCGUGGCUAUUGACCGUGAAAUACAAGUUUGGAAUUCUAGGCGCUAUCGCUUCCACCAUUUUGGCAUAUUGGAUUCCUAAUAUAGGACAACUCAUGUUUGUGUUGUGCGGAGGUUGCCGAGAUACGUGGAAGGGUUUCUCGAGUUCGGCCUUUAAGGCCUUGUGGCCAGUGAUCAAGCUCUCACUUUCAUCUGGCGCCAUGCUAUGUCUCGAGCUGUGGUACAACACGGUUUUGGUUCUUCUAACAGGCAACAUGGAAAAAGCAGAGGUUUCCAUCGAUGCGCUCGCCAUCUGCCUCAAUAUCAAUGGUUGGGAAAUGAUGAUCUCCCUCGGUUUCUUGGCUGCAGCAAGCAUUCGAGUAUCCAAUGAACUAGGAAGAGGGAGCUCAAGAUCAGCAAAGUUGUCAAUCAUGAUUACGGUGCUCACAUCAUUCGGCAUAGGAUUUGUUCUCUUUGUGUUCUUCCUCUUCUUCAGGGGGCGUCUGGCUUAUAUUUUCACGGAGAGCGAUGAGGUUGCCAAUGCCGUGGCUGAUUUAUCACCUCUUCUGGCUAUUUCCAUACUUUUGAACAGCGUCCAACCGGUGCUUUCCGGAGUCGCCGUUGGAGCUGGUUGGCAGAGCAUAGUAGCCUAUGUCAACAUCAUAAGCUAUUACCUAGUGGGGAUUCCUGUAGGAGUCGCGCUUGCCUAUUUCUUUAGUAUGCAAGUGAAGGGCGUCUGGGUCGGAAUGCUGUUCGGAACUUUCGUGCAGACUAUAGUACUGAUCGUUAUUACCUACAAAACUGAUUGGGAUAAGCAGGUAUCACUAGCUCAAAGACGCGUCAAUGAGUGGUUCGUGGCAGAAGAAGCAUCACACAAGACCGGCACGGGUGUCUAAUUCGAUCUUUUCUUCAUUCUACUGUUACACUCUUGAAGAUAGCGAAAAGCUCUGUAUCAGAUGUAAAAAUCUCAAUUCCCAGCAAGGGAACCGUCCUGCAAGAUGCGCAUCAAUUUAAUAAGAUAAGCGUACGAGCAGUGGAAGUGCUGUCAAAACAUUAGUUAUUCGACCUAAAUUACAGGAACAAUGACAUUCUAGCAAA